Molecule: messenger RNA, 3335 nt
Organism: Ictidomys tridecemlineatus (thirteen-lined ground squirrel)
Lineage: Eukaryota; Metazoa; Chordata; Mammalia; Rodentia; Sciuridae
Source: RefSeq, a predicted model, not a curated record
ACAGACCAAAGCUGCCUCCAGCCAGCUGCCUGGCUUCCCUAUGGUAGGCUCCUGCUGAGGACACAGAAGGGAGCCCUGCCCUCCACACAGCCUCAAACAACCCCACUACGGAAGUGAGCACAAGGAGACCAUUUGCUGCCUAAAAAUACACAGCAGGGCUGAAGCGCAGGGCCUGUGGCCCGCUUUUAUGAUUUUGCUAGCACUGCAGGGGAUUAAGGAGGGCUAUAUUUUAAUAACCAAAAGAAUAAUAAACAACCACCUCAGUGGGUUGAGGCUGCGGGUGGAGAGGCAGUGCUAUAGCAGAGCCCUGAGCUGUCAGCCCCAGGUCCUGAUAAGGUCUGCAAUAUGAAUUAGAAUUAGAUCAUUUCCUCCCUCAGUGCAGCCAAAGCUGAGAGACUAUUCAGACUCCACUAGCUGCUUAGACAAGUGUGAAGCCCACCUAAACUAACACAGAGACAAAGGGUUGCAAAUGAGGUGUCCUAUCCAUGCCAGAAAGCUGUAGAGCCCUGUUCUGGGGUUCUCCACACUGGUGCACUCACAUGGAAUAGACAAGGAGGAAAGUAUGGUGGUCAGUGACCCGAGGAUAAGGAGGGAGUGGCUGGAGUUAAGCUGCCUGGCCCUGGUCAGCUGGUGUGGAGUGAGGAGUGUCAUGUCAGAGAAAUAUUCUGCCCUGACCCCUCCCACUGCCCUAGGAGAGUCUCCAUCCUAGCCAAACCCCUGGGGGCACUGCUGACAAUUCCUAGCAGUCACAAUUGACCCAGCCCCCUCCACAGAAGAGGGGUCACAAAUAAGGUCCAGUGGCUAGAGGGGAAGGACAGGAGUGGAAGGAGAGAGCAGCACACUCUGACCCUCAACUGAUCUCCUGCUGCCAGGAGGGAGGAGUAGGAAACAAAGCGGCCAGACAGGAUGUCAGGCCAUGGGAAGGGCAACGCUCCCCUCCCCAAGUUAAUGUUGCUCUGCCAAGAAAACCCAGAGUCACCCUUGGCAUGCCCCAGGCCCAGCCCUGGGAGGAGCCAAGACCUUUAUAGGCAUGGGGCUGUUCCCCGUUAACACACCCUCUGCUUCCUUCCCCCCAUUCCUGCAGGCUCUGCUAAUGAGGGCCUGUCACCAGGCCCCAGGGCUGAGUCACCCACACCAGCAACAGGUCGACAGGUCUCUCUUCCUUCCCCAGCAGCUGUUUCCCGGGCCUGCCUUUCAAUUAACGCCCACCUCCCUUGGCUCCUCCCAGACACGUUGGGGGCUGGGGAGCCAAGUGUGCAAGCUGGGGCCAGGGUGGUGGAACUGUGAUGAGAAAGGAAGCAGUAUGGUGACACAUAAUGCAGGGCUGCCCCCAGACCAGUCCCCAGAAGAAUCUUAAGCUUCCCAUUGCCCUGGGGUGUUGGUCACAACUGCCCCAAUCCCUGCCUGCGGAUGCUGCAAUUACCUAAGAGCAUGAAACCGGCUUCCCACCUGACUGAGUCAGCUGAAAACAAAACAUCUCCACUGCCACACACUGGCACAAACAGCCAAGCCACUAAUCAGAGUCCCGCAGCCGCUGGUGAGAGGGCAAACGCUGCACUGGCCUAGAGAAGGGCGCAAAAGCCCUCAGGAGUCGAUGAAAGGAUGAGUUGAGGCCCAUCUGCCUCCUGUGGAAGGAGCACACAGCUGCCCUCGCCCAGCUGAGAAGAUUCAUCUCUGCCACCGCCACCGGAGCUGCCCUCACUCUGGUUCCCAGGGACUAAAUGGUCACUAGCUGCUCUUGAACACCUGUUUGCUGGCUUCUGAGGUGCCAGACUAUCUACUGGUCCCCCAGAGCCCAUGGAGACCUGGAGAAAAGGUUCCUUCCGCAAUGCCUCCUUCUUCAAGCGGCUGACUCUGGGACGGCCGAGGCGACUCCGGCGACAGGGCAGUGUGCUUAGCCAGGCCAGCACUGCUGGUGGUGACCAUGAGGAGUACAGCAACAGAGAGGUUAUCCGGGAACUUCAAGGGAGGCCAGAUGGACGGCGUCUGCCCCUGUGGGGGGAUGAGCAGCCCCGGGCCACUCUGCUGGCACCACCCAAGCCCCCGCGCCUCUACCGAGAGAGCUCCAGCUGUCCGAACAUCCUGGAGCCCCCAGCUACCUACACUGCUGCCUACUCGGCCACCCUGCCCUCAGCGCUAUCCCUGGCCAGCACCUUCCACCAGUCCUCAGAGGAGGACCUUUCAGACACUGCCACCUUCCAGAAGACACCAGCUCUGGACCUCUGUGAUCCCUUCUUCUCCUUCAAAGUGGAUUUGGGAAUUUCACUUCUUGAAGAAGUCCUACAGAUGCUGAGGGAGCAAUUUCCUAGUGAGCCUAGCUUUUGAGUGGGGUGAGGGUAGACAGAGAUGGGGUGACUGGAGGAGGCAGAGCCUGGCAACCCAGAGAAGGACAGUACAGUUGUGAAUUAAAGAAAAGGAAACUGGGGCUCUGCCUGCCCUCUGGGUUCUCAACAUACCUUCAAGUCCCCCCAGAGUGGAGGGACAAAGACCAGCUGGGAUUGUUGGAGGGUCACUUUCUAGCAAGAGCCCUAGAGGAAGCUGGUGAGGACAGGAAAGAGAGGCCACACCCUGCAACCACAGGAACCAGGCAGAGGACAGACAAGUGACAGGGUGGCAAAGGGGUGAGUUAGGGUAUGGGAGGAUACAGACUGGGCAGAACACACAGUAUCCUGAACCAGCCUCCUCUGAAGCCACCAUCAACAAAGAGGUCACAGGACAUGUUUAGUCAAAAAUGAUCCAACCCAGACUAAAAAGGAAACUGGGGAGACCUGAGAGAAAAAGGGAGAUAGGUUUGCCUUUGUCCAAUAUGGUCGAAACUCACUACAUGUAGCUAUUUAAAAUUAAAUCAACUGAAAUAAAAUAAAAUUGCAAAUUAAAUUUGCAUUAAUCACAUUUCAAAUGUUCAACAACCACUUUGAUUAGUGACUACCAUACUGGACAGCACAGCAUGAAUCCUAACAUCACUUGACCAAGGUUCACUGGACUUGCUUGCUGAAUGGUAGCCUAGAACCCUCAGUGGCAUGAGUGGGGGAAGGGAGAUGCAUCCAGGGGCUUCAAUGGCAAGAAGGGGCUACAGAGCAGGAAAGGUAGGUACAGAUACUGAGCAAAAUAUGAGAAAAAGGCCAAACAAAUCAUUAGCAGAUAAAAGAACAUGAGAGAUUCAGCCUGCCAAAACAGCUGCCUAGAGCAAUCCCUGCUGCCCAGAGAAGUACUCCAAGAGAUGCCAGCCAAAGGCAGAGGUGCAGCUUGCAAAGAGGUGCUGUGGGAACUUUCAGGACAAUCAGUGAUGGGAAACUUUGGGAAAUGCUACAAAAAUAGUGGCGGAUCUCCUUUCU